AUGGAUGAAAAGUCACAAUUCUCCGAAUCAGUGGUCCAAGAUCUCGAGCAAAUGCACAGCGCUCUAAGACAAGUCAUGACCAAACUCAGCCUCCCAGAACUACCUCCCCUACAAAGCAUCAAUUCUCGAGAAGAAGGGACACCACCUAAAGACGAUCACCACGCAAAUACGUCACAUCACCUAUCUGUAUCACAAGAGGAAUUCCGCGGUCCUUCAUGCGAUAACUCACCGAAAGCGACACCUGAAGAUGAAGGACUUCCUUAUGUGCCUAUUCACUCACUCUAUACCCUUACUAAGCUCAGUGCUUUACGAUCACCCGAUAACCCUGAAGCUCAGAAGGGGAAUGCUAUCAACGACUUCAUCGCUCGUGGGGCUCUUUCGCUAGCAGAUGCAGAAAGUCUCUUUGCUCUAUAUCGCGACCGUUUAGAUCGGUAUAUGUACGGAAUCGGCUGUCGAUACAUGACCCUCGAAGAGCUUCGCCGCAAAAGUCCAAUCCUCUCCGCCGCAACUCUCACGGUAGCUGCAUUACACGACCCGAAAGCCGAUAACAUCUACGGAAUCUGCAGUAGUGAAUUCCGCCGUCUGAUGGAAAAGUCCAUGUUUGAGCGCCGCAUCGAUCGCGAUUAUCUACGCGCCAUGUGUGUUGCUUCGUAUUGGCUUAGUGAUCUUUCAUGGAUGCUUUCGGGAUAUGCUAUUCGACGCGCGGCUGAGUGUAAUUUGCAUAAUAGCUAUAAUCAGGCUAUUAAGGAGCAGAGUCAGGAGGCGGCGGAUUGUGCUCGGUUGUGGUAUAUCCUGUAUAUCUGCGAUCAGCACCUUGCUACUUUGUAUGGACGGCCCUCGAUUGUACAAGAGGAUUCGUCGAUUCAAGGAUGGGAGCAGUUCUUGAAAUCACCGGUUGCGACGGAGGAGGAUAAACGCUUGACUGGCCAGGUUAUGUUGGUCAGUAUUUUGCGAAAUAUUCGAGAGCUCUUUGGUACGGAUAAGGGUGAACCGAUUCCGAGAGUGUACCUGAAUCACAUACUGCAGUUCAGACGGCAGCUCGAUGAGUGGUAUACCCGGUGGAUGGGAGAAUUACCUGAGCAAUGGACCCAAAUCGGCUCAUUCCCACGAAAAGGCACAAUUCUUCACUACAACUUCGCCCAAAUUCAUCUCUACUCACACAUCUUCCGCGGUCUCUCCAACGACGCUCCCAUCCCUCAUUAUUUCCUCGACUGCGCAAUGCAAGCCGUAAACGCCGCAACAGCCAUCAUCGAUCUCAUAAUAACCGACCCGGACGUCGCAGCCGGCAUCGUAGGAAUGCCCUCGUACAUGCUCUCCAUGACCGCCUUUGCCUGCAUGUUCCUCAUAAAAGUCGCUGUGAAAUAUGGCAGCGACUUGAUUGAGCGUCAGCGUGUUCAAGAUCUAACGACAAAUCUUGUUCGACAGUUUCGGUCGCUAAAAGCUGGGAAGUGGCAUCUUGCGAAUCUCAUGGCUGGGGGGCUGGAGCGCAUGACUGCGACAUUGGCUACACCGGACCCUGGGCAGUUGGGACAGGCACCGGCUGCUGUGUAUAAUAAUACGGUUGAGCAUGUUGAUAUGGUGAUGCCAGGGAACCAGGUGUAUACUGAUAUGGAUGGGGAUACGUUCUUUGAUUAUGAUAUGAGUUUUGGGCUCUCGCCGGUUUUUAGGUUUGAUCCGAGUAUGUUUACGGUUGACGCUUCAGGACAGUCGCUUCCAACGUAUCCUGAGGCUGAUUAUGGGAUGAGGCCGCAAUAG
Messenger RNA from Fusarium redolens, 1755 nucleotides. RefSeq lists its product as uncharacterized. Gene Ontology annotation, molecular function: DNA binding; zinc ion binding. The transcript is spliced from 3 exons. The coding region runs from base 1 to 1755 and encodes 584 amino acids. Lineage: Eukaryota; Fungi; Ascomycota; Sordariomycetes; Hypocreales; Nectriaceae. Gene Ontology annotation, biological process: DNA-templated transcription. The record is from RefSeq and is a predicted model, not a curated record.